Messenger RNA from Lipotes vexillifer (Yangtze River dolphin), 1008 nucleotides. It is a transcript of the gene PTGR1, whose product is annotated as prostaglandin reductase 1. Lineage: Eukaryota; Metazoa; Chordata; Mammalia; Artiodactyla; Lipotidae. The transcript has 8 exons. Gene Ontology annotation, molecular function: 15-oxoprostaglandin 13-reductase [NAD(P)+] activity. The record is from RefSeq and is a predicted model, not a curated record. Gene Ontology annotation, biological process: prostaglandin metabolic process.
AUGGUUCAUGCUAAGAGCUGGACCCUGAGGAAGCACUUUGUAGGCCACCCUACUAAUAGUGACUUUGAACUGAAGACAGUCGAACUCCCACCCUUAAAAAAUAGAGAGGUCCUGCUGGAAGCUUUGUUCUUCACCGUGGAUCCUUAUAUGAGGGUAGCCUCUGAAGAAGAGAAGAGGCUGGUGAAAGGGGUUUCCCGUGUCUGAAUGUGCUCUUUCAGGGUUGUGGAAAGUAAAAACUCAGCCUUCCCAAUAGGAACUACUGUAGUGGCUCCUUCCGGCUGGACGGCGCGCUCCAUUUCUGAUGGGAAAAACCUGGAAAAGCUGCUUGCAGAGUGGCCGGACACGUUACCACUGUCUUUGGUUCUGGGAACGGUUGGCAUGCCCAGCCUAACAGCCUACUCUGACCUGCUUGACAUCUGUGGUAUGCCGGGUGGAGAAACGGUGCUGGUUAACGUGGCCGCAGGAGCAGUGGGCUCCGUUGUGGGGCAGAUCGCUAAGCUCAAGGGCUGCAAAGUUGUUGGAGCAGCAGGGUCUGACAAAAGGGUUGCCUGCCUUGAAAAGUAUGGAUUUGAUGUUGCCUUUAACUACAAAACAGUAAAGUCUCUGGAAGAAACUUUGCAAAAAGCCUCUCCUGAGGGUUAUGAUUGUGAUUUUGAUAAUGUGGGUGUAGAGUUUUCCAACGUUGUUAUCCCCCAGAUUAAGAAAUUUGGAAGACUUGCUAUUGCUAUACGUGGGCCCAUCUCUACAUAUAACAGAACCGGCCCCCUUCCCCCAGGGAAUGAGCUCACACACAUGAUCACAGGUGUAGAAAGACGGGACAAGGAGGAGAUUCACAGAUAUGGUGUAGGCCAGUGACUAUCAAAGUAUUUAAAAGAUUUCCUAAUAUUUUUGAUACAGGGUAAAAUCCAGUACCAUGAAGACAUCACUGAAGGAUUUGAAAACAUGCCAGCUGCAUUUAUGGGAAUGCUGAAAAGGAGAGAAUUUGGGGAAGCCAUAGUGAAAGCAUGA